AUGCAUUAUUCGCCAUUAGUUGAAACAGAUUCUACUUUCCAUCAGUCAACUAAAACUAUUGAUUCAAUUGAUGGUACUUGUCAUAUUCGACCUGAUCGUACUGAUUAUUUAUGUCGUAUGUGCAAGAAUCAACUAAUUAAAAAACAACCAACUAAUCAUACACCAAUUGAAUGUCUUAGUCAAAGAUGCGAAUUAUUCGAAGCUGAAAUUGUUCAACUUAAAGAUCGUGAUAUGAAAUCACGUUUACAAAUAAAACAACUUGAAAAUAAAAUAAUGGCAUUAGAAGAUGCAAUAAAAGGGCUGACAACACCGAAAGACCUACUCGCAACUCCGUUUAGUUUAGGUGUAGGACACAAACUUCGACGUCAAUUGAAUAAAUCAAAUUCUGAAGAUACACUUUCAAAUAAACCAGAUGUAAACUAUGAUAACAUUUUACAACCAAAGAAAACAAGUAGUCGAGAACGUAUCGGACUUUUUGGAAGUCUUGGAGCAUCAUCUCAACAGCCUUAA
Messenger RNA from Rotaria sp. Silwood1, 510 nucleotides. The record is from the annotation of a GenBank genome assembly. Lineage: Eukaryota; Metazoa; Rotifera; Eurotatoria; Philodinida; Philodinidae.